AUGCAGUUAACCGACUCUGAUCCGAGUGAACGUGGCACCUCGAAACCAGCAUUUCAUCCGGAUCCGGUUUCCAGUAGACAUUGGACCACAUGCCUGUUUCGUUUACACGAGCUCAUUCCCGAUCAGUGGAUGACGUGGAAUCCGUCGUUCAAACGUGACACCGCAUCUGCAUGUGCAUCUGCAUCGUCAUCACGUUCCACCUUGUUGGACAAUGCGAAUGCGGAAACUCGUCCCAACCCUAGCUUUCCCGUCCUCUAUGGUCACAUGGUUGUGCGUCUGUUGCCCAUGCUUGAGGCCAUACUGGCCCACUUCAUCGAGACUGAGCUGCCACUGGUUCGCCUCAUCCCCUUCUGUCGGGCUGUGACUCCACUGUUCCGAUUUCAUCGUCGUCCAGUGAAUACCUCAUUCGUCCUACUUCGCGAGCACUGGCACUUUGUCCCACCGGAUGCGGAUGGCUCGAAUGCGGACAAUCAACUGACCUGGUUCAUCGGUCGACUCCGCAUGCAACUGGUCACACAUUGCGUGCUAAGUCGAACUCACACUCUGGCCGUUCACCGGGCCCGAUCUCGUAAACUCAAUGGUCCCGGGGCGGACAUCGAGGCCCAGUCGGGGCUUUUGACGCAACGCGGCUGGUCCGAGCUGUGUGCCAGUGUUGAGGUCGCGAAAGAGACGUACACACAACUGCUCGCUAAAUACACGGACGAGGCACGUUUCUGGGCAGAAGCCGAACCGGAACUGGAAGCAAUGCUCUACGACUGGUACAAUGCGCAUGUCACUUGUGCGGACUCGGAAUUCGUUUCUACCCUGUUGAAUCCAAUCAUUCUGAGUACCCAUAAAUUCGGCUUGUAUGGGCAUCCUGCUGCUUGGAGGCCGUGGAAUCUGGAGGAAAACGUUUCAAUCCAAGCUGCCGGUUUGUAUGCGGCUGCGGUCGAGAUCAUGUCUUCAUACACCACACCGAAAGAGUUUGUCGCGGCCAUGACAGACUUUCUAUUGCCCGGAUCGGUUGGACCAGAUACCGGUGACUGUGUGAAUGUUCUGGGAGCUCUCACAGCUCUUCUGCCGAAUGCUUAUCGCAUGGCCAUAUGUCAGUUUGCCACCAGUCUCCUGGUCGAGGAUGUCAUGACCAAUCCAAUCGGGUCACCGGACUGGUCCAACCAGUUAGACGAGUGCUACAAUUCCGCCAGCCAGUGGCAUCGCUCGUCCCGUAUCAGGCGUCAUGCACGAUGGCUUGAUCCGGACGAGAAUGAGUCACACACGGAUUUGUGUCCUUCGCCUCCGGCGGUGGCAGUGAACUUUUUCAAAGAUUUUCUUCCACCUCAGCAGUCAUCUGCCGACACGGACAAGCGUACGACUGGUGUGGAGCUCAACUCGAAGAAUAGCAAAGAUAACUCUCUGUUCACUGAGCUAAUAGUGCCUUAUUUGACUAACGAAGCCCAACUGUUAAUGGCGUUCUAUCUGGUUGCUCCGCUAAUGGGUUCGUUGCAUUCUGAACGAGCGGCAAAAUUGAUUGAAUUGACUGCUCACCUAUAUCGAGCUGUGGCCCAAGUCGAUGCCCUGCUGGGCAUGAAGGGUGGCGGUGGCGCUGGUGGCCCCGGUGGUGAAUCGAAUUCGGCGGGCACCGAUCAGGAUGCGGAAUCCGACACGAAACCAAAACAGAUCGGAGUCCCGAUGGUCCAUGUGGACACGGUAGCCGAUCUGUUGUAUCAUAUCAAAUACAUGUACGUGGGCAAUGGUGUGCUAGAUCAAGUGCAACCGUUACUACCCAAGCUGCGUCCGAAUUUGCGCAAACGACUGAAAUUCAUUCUCCCUCCGACCGAGAUGUUCAACGCUCCGGGAUCUGCUCAGUCCGGUGCACAGGCAUGGACAAAACCGUCACAAGCUUUUCCCGGUGAAAUGGCUCGUGCCGUCUACGAGGGGCGACCUACAUUCGAUCCCCAGGUAGAGUACGCAAUUCAAGCGUGGAAGCCAUGGCUGCAACGCGAUCGUGAGAUUCUGGAACAUUCACAAAGUAUGGCCACCAAAGUGGUCAAGGGACUGGAAGUCAAGACUAAUUGCGGUGCUCACACGCUUGUUGGAAUGCACAUAUCUCUGAUUGAAGGCGUAACAGGGACCAACAUGGUCCUUUUCUGCUCUUGGUUCAAAGAACGUGCAGACCUCAUUUCAACGCGGCAAAUCUGUUCGAUCCUCUGA
Messenger RNA from Echinostoma caproni, 2190 nucleotides. The record is from the annotation of a GenBank genome assembly. NCBI's taxonomy places the organism in Eukaryota, Metazoa, Platyhelminthes, Trematoda, Plagiorchiida, Echinostomatidae.